CUUAAUAUUAUUUCUCUCCGCAAACCCCAACCCAAAAAUUUCCAAAUUAUCAUAACAUAAAAGAGAGAGAGAAUUCUGUGGAACAACAACAAGAAAGUGGCAACCCAAACAAAAAAGCUUUCAAAUUUUCUCUGGGUUUUAUCCAACCUUACUGCCGAAAGAAGAAUUUUUCAUGGAGGUUAGCCGGAAAAUGGUCAACAUGCUGGAAACUGAUCUCUGUCUCGGCCUCCCCGGCGGCGGUGGUGGCGGCGAGCCGGAGACUCCCAAAGCUAAUGGAAAAAGAGGGUUCUCUGAAACCGUUGAUCUGAAACUCAAUAUCCAAUCUAAGCCUGGAGUUACCGUCGAUCUGACUCCACAGAAUAACAAUACUUCAACUGAUGAGGAGAAUCUCAUAAGCUCCAAAGAUCCUGCAAAGCCACCUGCCAAGGCACAAGUUGUGGGAUGGCCACCAGUGCGAUCCUACCGGAAGAAUGCGAUGUCUCAAAAGAGCCCUGACGGCGGAGAGAAAGGCGGAAGCAGCAGCGGUUCGGCUAUGUUUGUCAAAGUUUGUAUGGAUGGCGCACCUUAUCUGCGAAAGGUGGACCUAAAGAUGUACAAAAGCUACCAAGAACUCUCAACCGCCUUGGCCAAGAUGUUCAGCUCCUUUACCAUGGCCGGUGACUAUGGGGCCCAAGGAAUGAUAGACUUCAUGAAUGAGAGCAAGUUGAUGGAUCUUCUGAACAGCUCUGAGUAUGUGCCAACCUAUGAAGAUAAGGAUGGUGAUUGGAUGCUGGUGGGAGAUGUACCUUGGGAGAUGUUUGUUGAUUCAUGCAAGCGCUUAAGGAUAAUGAAAGGAUCAGAAGCUAUUGGACUUGCCCCAAGAGCAAUGGAAAAAUGCAAAAGCAGAAGCUAAAGAGAAGGUUUAUGGAGGAGGUGGGUUGCUUCAUGAUUUGGUCGACUCAUAAUUAAGCAAGAAAGAAGGGGGCAAUACAGAUGGAUCUUGUUUGAUUGCAAUAUCUGUACUUUUUUUUUUUUUUUUUUUUUUAAUUUUUAAUGUUAUGAUUCGUAUAUAGAUAUUAAAAGAGAUUUGGGACAUUAAUUAAUUUGUAAUAGCCAACAAGAAAAAAAAUAAACUCUCUCUCCUAGUACUCUGUCUGGCUGUUUGUUUGUUUGUUUUGCUUUUUAAAUGUUUGGUUUAUUACAAAAAAGAACUAUAAUGGGCUUUGCUUUUAUA
This is a messenger RNA of Benincasa hispida (wax gourd), 1213 nucleotides long. RefSeq names its product auxin-responsive protein IAA14-like. Gene Ontology annotation, cellular component: nucleus. Lineage: Eukaryota; Viridiplantae; Streptophyta; Magnoliopsida; Cucurbitales; Cucurbitaceae. Gene Ontology annotation, biological process: regulation of DNA-templated transcription. The record is from RefSeq and is a predicted model, not a curated record.